AUGCCACGUCCAGAACGGCAACGAUGCUCUGGUCGAUCACCGCACAAUCGCCCGGCCGGCCUGUUGGUCGAACCUACGUUGAGGUUGUACAUACUAGUUGUUACAGCCGAUUGCGAACUCAGGGGACCAGCUGACGGGUGCGAUGGCAGAGCUGUUGUGGAGCGCGGCUAUGCAGCGACGAGCCCACGCGACGUGAUGACACGUGCCGGGGCUGGCCAGGGCAGCAUGUAUCACCAUUUCAGUGGAAAGCACGAACUCGCGGUACAGGCGCUGUCUGCAGUUACCCGGGAAAAUGAAGGGCGAGUCAUCUCCGUUGGGUGGAGAAGGCUCGCCCUGGAACAGAUGAAGCGCUACCUCUCAUUGCCGCGGCCGGGCACUGGGGUGCCGGGUGGGUCGGAUGACCCAGGACCCGGAAGUGGUCACGGAUGCAGAACUGAUCGCAGUCGUUGCGAACGCCUUCGACACCAUGCUGAACCAUUGGGAGCGGGCGAUCACUGCCGCGAUUGCUGCAGGAGAACUUCCGACGAGCAUCGUCCCGGCGGAUCUCGGGCGAACGCUGGCAGCCGUCCUGCAGGCGGCUAUGUACUUGCCCGCGCGCAGGGUGAACAGGGCCCGAUGGACGCGGCGGUUCGUGGAGCCAUUUCCUGCUCGACGCCGCCCAGUCCGCUCUGCGCACCGAUCACCGACCAACCUCGAAAGAGAAAUCAACGUCCGUUCGUACCGGAAUCAACGGCUUCGGCCGCACGGUCGCAGCUACCUGCGGCUGCGCUACGCGGCGAUGCGGAUGUCGAGAUCGUCGCGAUCAACGACAUCGCCGACGCCGCAACCCUCGCUUCGUUCCUGGAGGGACUCUGUGUCCGGUCAUCUGACGGCGUCGAGGUCGACGGGGACGCGAUUCUCGUUGCAGGAAAGCGCAUUCGCGUUACCUCUGAGCGCGAGCCGUCCCUCAUCCCCUGGAGAGCCGAACGCGUCGAUGUCGUCAUAGAGUCGACCGGC
Messenger RNA from Mesorhabditis spiculigera, 996 nucleotides. NCBI's taxonomy places the organism in Eukaryota, Metazoa, Nematoda, Chromadorea, Rhabditida, Rhabditidae. The record is from the annotation of a GenBank genome assembly.